Messenger RNA from Mangifera indica (mango), 1851 nucleotides. Its product is annotated as probable magnesium transporter NIPA3. Gene Ontology annotation, molecular function: magnesium ion transmembrane transporter activity. Gene Ontology annotation, cellular component: membrane. The coding region runs from base 95 to 1093 and encodes 332 amino acids. The transcript is spliced from 9 exons. The record is from RefSeq and is a predicted model, not a curated record. Gene Ontology annotation, biological process: magnesium ion transport. NCBI's taxonomy places the organism in Eukaryota, Viridiplantae, Streptophyta, Magnoliopsida, Sapindales, Anacardiaceae.
AUAUAUCAUUGCAAAGCCUGGCACGCCAUUUUCAGUAUGGUUGCGAGCUUUCGAUGAAGAGAAGAAGAAAAAAAUCAGAAACUAAAGAUUGAAGAUGGCUUUUGGUGAAGACAAUUUAAAAGGAUUUGUUUUGGCAUUGAUGUCAAGUGGGUUUAUUGGUGCCAGUUUUAUCAUCAAGAAAAAGGGACUCCGACGAGCUGCUGCUGCAACUGGUGUUAGAGCUGGUGUUGGUGGGUUUUCUUAUCUCUUGGAGCCUCUUUGGUGGCUUGGUAUGAUCACAAUGAUUGUGGGAGAGGUUGCCAAUUUUGUGGCGUAUGCAUUUGCCCCAGCAGUUCUUGUUACUCCGCUUGGUGCAUUAAGUAUUAUUGUAAGUGCUGUGUUGGCUCACUUUAUCUUGCAUGAGAAGUUGCACCAACUAGGAAUUUUAGGAUGCGUAAUGUGUAUAGCCGGUUCUGUCGUAAUCAUUAUCCAUGCACCACAGGAGAGUCCCAUCACUUCAGUACACGAAAUUUGGGGCAUGGCAACCCAACCAGCAUUUUUACUUUAUGUGGGCUCAGUAAUUGUAUUGGUGUUCAUUCUGGUCUUCCACUUUGCACCACGGUGUGGAAAUACAAAUGUGUUGGUUUUCACAGGCAUUUGUUCGUUAAUGGGUUCUCUCUCGGUGAUGAGUGUUAAAGCCCUUGGAACUUCGCUGAAACUAACCUUUGAGGGAAAGAACCAGUUACUGUAUCCUGAGACAUGGUUUUUUAUGUUAGUUGUGGCUUUAUGUGUCAUCAUACAGAUGAAUUAUCUGAACAAGGCACUUGACACAUUCAACACUGCGGUUGUAUCUCCAAUUUAUUAUGUCAUGUUCACAUCACUGACAAUCCUCGCCAGUGUAAUAAUGUUCAAGGACUGGGAUGGUCAAAGUGGGGCAAGCAUCAUAUCGGAAAUAUGUGGCUUUGUAGUGGUGCUUUCUGGUACAAUUUUGCUACACACAACCAAAGACUUUGAGAGAUGUUCUUUUAGAGGUAGCUAUUCAUCUUUAUCUCCUACAUUGUCACCUGUUUCUCCUACGUUAAGUACCCGACUCUGCAGUGGGAAUGAGAACUAAUGAGGCAUGAUGAUGAUGCACCGCAUCCUGAGGAAAUUUGUUUCAGAAGAUAAGAAACGUACUAGAUGUCUACCUCCUGAUAUGCGAAAUUCAAGCUUUAGAAACUGGCAAAGAGAUCCCAACAGGUGUUUCAACAUGAGUUCUCAUUGGAUCCAAGAUAAACAGGGAAUAUCUUCAGGACUCAAACAGGUAUUUAUCUUGUUGGAUGACAAGCUUUGACAGGUUUUCAUUUCCGAGAUUUCUCAUGAGGCAUGAGAUAGAAACAUGCUAUUAACAGUUCAUACAUUGUGCAGUGUGUGAAAUUGCUGGCAUUUGUCAAAUGGUUGGUUUAUUUGACUCCACAAAUAAGUAGCUGAAAUGAUUGUAAAAAGUUCACUUUGGAUCCCUGAGUAGUCCUAGGAGCCUGUAAAUUUUUGGUUGGGGAAGGUGAAGGCUAAUUCAUCAUUUUGUUUGAUAUUUUUGGUUUUGAUAUUUUGAGUGUAGUUCAUUUCCAUUGACAUGGAGAAGCAACUGCGUAUGCAGUAUUUUUGCCCAUUUGUUUUGGUGUUCUAGAGCUCAUUCAUCAGAAGAAACAAUAAAUAAAAAUAUAUUUGUUUAUUUUUUUGAUUUAGGAUUGGAUAUGUUUUCUAUUUUGAGUUUAUGAGUUAAAGUUGGGAAGAAAUAAAGAUUUCUGAUGGGGGAAAGAUGUUCCCUUUUUAUUCACAGAAUAUGUACAAACUAAGCCAUAAUGAAAUAUAGAAGGUAACUUGUUGAUGAGA